UCUUUUCUUUUUCAGUCCUGCUUAAGUAUAAACAAAGAAGAAAGUGAAUCUUGUUUGGAAAUUGAAGGACAAUUCGUGUAAUUCAUGAAUUCUAAUAUUGUGAUAGUAGCUCUAGCUGGACUCAAGCAAGAAUACAUAUAUAAAUAGCUAUUUAAGUAGUAGUCAAAAACACAUGCUACUAUUUUGCUCUAAGUUCUUUUUUCCAAAUAAAUUGAAGUGGUGGAGAAUAUGGCUCCAAAUUUCAUGCUAAUUCUUGCAGCUCUCUUGGUCCUUUCUCCAUUUUCCCAAGCCUAUGACAAUGAUCCUUUACAGGAUUUCUGUGUUGCUGUGCCUGAUGCUUCCGCGGCUGUUUUUGUAAACGGAAAAGUUUGUAAGAACCCGAAGCAGGUCACCCCAGAUGACUUUCUUGCGACGGGCUUCAAUGUUCCCGCAAAUUCCAGUUCCACAAUUUCAAUGGGAUUUCGGGUAAACGUAGCUGAUGUGAACCGGAUACCCGGUCUCAACACUCUUGGUCUAACCGUAGUUCGGGUCGACUUUGAACCAAACGGGGUUGUUCCUCCUCACACUCAUCCCCGAGCCUCAGAGAUCAUUGUCGUCUUAGAGGGGACGAUCUAUGCCGGUUUUGUCACUUCCAACCCGACCGAUGGCACGAAAAAUCGGCUAUUUGCAAAAGUUUUGAACCCCGGGGACGUAUUUGUCUUUCCAGCUGGGCUCGUACAUUUUCAAAUGAACGUUGGAAAAACCAAAGGGAUGGGCAUUGUGGCGUUCAAUAGCCAAAAUCCGGGUGUUAUUUCAGUGGCCAAUUCGGUUUUUGGAACAGAUCCUCUGAUUGAGGCUGAAGUCCUCACCAAAUCAUUUCAAUUGGAUAAGAAGACAAUUGAUUUUCUUCAGUCACGUAAAUGGAGUUAACUGAGACAAUAGUUACAAAUCGCAACAUGGAAUGAUGUAUCGAACAUCUCAUUUUGUGGUAUGUAUGUAUUGUGUACCAUAUUGCAUAUGAUAUGCAAAUAAUAAACAUAAACUUAAAGCAUCGUUCUAAUCAAUUUUUGCCAUUAUCUAUCUCUCCAUCGUUG
Messenger RNA from Oldenlandia corymbosa var. corymbosa, 1073 nucleotides. The record is from the annotation of a GenBank genome assembly. NCBI's taxonomy places the organism in Eukaryota, Viridiplantae, Streptophyta, Magnoliopsida, Gentianales, Rubiaceae.